This is a messenger RNA of Funneliformis mosseae, 1257 nucleotides long. Lineage: Eukaryota; Fungi; Glomeromycota; Glomeromycetes; Glomerales; Glomeraceae. The record is from the annotation of a GenBank genome assembly.
AUGACAUCUUCUGAAACGGAGCCAUUGUUAAGAAAGGAUUCUUCUACAAUAGAGAUAUUGGAUGAAACGUCAAUAAAUUCAACAUUAAUAGAACCACCAGAACUAGGAGAUCAAGAAGAGACGUUAUUUGAAAAAAUUAAAGCCCUGAUGCUAAAAUUUUCAGAAUGGAUCGAUUUUUUAUCAAGUUUUAUACCUUUUGUUAAUCGAGAUAAAAGAAAUGGGAGAGCAACUACUUUAUCUAAAAUCCUAAGAGAUAAUUUCGAAAAAAAUAAAUUAAAAAUAUUCAUCGGUACAUGGAAUAUGCACGGAAAAUUACCACCGAAUGGUCUUUCACCUUUUAUUGAUUUUCCUAAUUAUGCUGAAAGUGAUAUAAAGAAUGGACACCAUUUCAAAAAAAAUUCGAAACAUCCCUAUCAUAUCUUGGUUAUUGGUACUCAAGAAUGUCAACAUAACAUUAAACACUCGGUCCUUUUCCCUUCAAAAGAAGAAUGGGAACAAAGGUUAAAAAAUCAUUUGGGGGAUGAAUAUGUUUUGAUUAAAACUGAAACCAUGGCCGCUUUACAUUUGGCCGUAUUCGUAUGGGCUCGUUGUAAUGAUUGGGUAAAAGGUUAUCAACAUGAUGAAGUUCCAACCGGGUUAGCAAAUUUGUUUGGAAAUAAAGGUGGAAUUGGUAUUUCAUUAUUAUUUGGCAACACUUCUUUUUGUUUCAUAAAUAGUCACUUAGCUGGUAACACAUCAAAGUUUGAUUAUACAUUUUGGUUCGGUGAUAUGAACUAUCGAGUUAACUUGUCAAGAGAACGUGCGGAACAUUUAAUUGCUGAAAAAAAUAUUAUUGAGUUAUUAAAACAUGAUCAACUAACAAGUGAAUUAAACCAAUUUCCAUACUUUAAAAAUUUUCAUGAAGCUCCAAUAGAUUUUUAUCCAACAUUUAAAUUUGACACGCAUAAAUCAAGACAAGAUCGGCGAUCUCAAUCUGCUCCAGAUUUAAUUGAAUCGAUGGAGUCAGAUAUAUUUCAUUAUGAUUCUUCCGUUAAACAACGGGUGCCAAGUUGGACAGACAGGAUUUUAUGGAAAUCAAAAUCAGAUAAGAAAAAAGUUAAGGUUGAAUCAUAUACUUCUCACAUGGAUGUUGCUUUUGCUGGAUUCUCUGACCAUAGACCUGUUACUGGUUGUUUCUGGGUUGAUUUUGAUUGGAAUCAAACUUUGAAGGACAAAAAGAAAAGAUCUAAAAGGAGAAAAUUCAUCAAAUUCUUUUAA